AUGAGGGCCGUCUGCCAGCUGAAGAACAAACUGGGCACGGCCCCUGGCGAGGCGGAGACGGGCAGGGCGUUUAACCGUUAUGAUGAGCGCCUCCUAGAGGACUUUGCGGUGUACUGCGGCCUGGCCCUGCAGACCGUCCAGACCGUCCAACGGAUAGAAUACCAACGAGCCAGCCAGGACGUUACCCAAGAGGUUCUGUCCUACCACCUCACUGCAGCUCAAGAGGAAAUCAGAGCGUUGCAGGAAGCUGAAAUCCCCUCUGCCCAAUCACUGCGCAUCCUGGACUUCAGCUUCUCUGAUUUCGGCCUAUCAGAGGACUCCACGGCUCAGGCCACAGUUAGAAUGUUCCUGGAUCUCAACCUGGUACAGGACUUCAACAUCGACUACAAGUGUCUCUGUCAGUGGGUUCUGAGUGUAAGGCGUGGUUACCGUAGCAACGUGCCCUACCACAACUGGAGUCACGGCCUCAGCACCGCUCAGUGUAUGUUCGCUAUGAUGAUGUCUACCGACCAGCUACAGUCUAAUUUAUCUCGUCUGGAGGUGUUGGCUCUGAUGAUAGCUACUCUGAACCACGACCUGGAUCACAGAGGAGUCAGUAACUCCUACAUAGAGAGGACUCAGCAGCCUCUAGCCCAGCUGUAUGGAACCUCCUCUCUGGAGCAUCAUCACUAUGACAUGUGCCUCUUCAUCCUCAACAACCCGGGAAGUCAGAUCCUCAGUGGUCUGUGUCCUGAUGACUACAGGACAGUGUUACCCAUGAUAGAGAAAGCCAUCCUGGCUACGGACCUGGCUGUCUACAUGGAGAGGAGGGCAGAGUUCUUUGAACUGGGUCAGAGAGGAGUGAGGUGGGAGGAGGACAGGCACAGAGACUUACUAAGGUCGAUGCUGAUGACAGCCAGCGACAUUGCUGCCAUUACAAAGCCUUGGCAUAUUCAGAAGAGGACAGCUAAGUUGGUGGCAUCAGAGUUUUUCGCUCAAGGAGACCGAGAGAAGGAAGAGUUCAACAUCAAACCUGUUGACAUGAUGAACAGAGACAACAGCACUCGUCUUCCUCACAUGCAGGUCAACUACAUCGAUGGGAUGUGCCAUCCCUUAUACCAGACUCUUUCUGGGAUGUUUGACUCCUGUUCUCCACUGUUGGACGGCCUCAUGAGGAACAGAGAGAAUUGGAUGCUGCUCGCCGAGACGGGGGAGGAAGGAGGAGGGAGGAGGAAUAGAGAGAACUGGGCGCUCCUCAUCGAGACGGGGGGAGGAAGGAGGAGGAGAGGAGGAAUAGAGAGAACUGGGCGCUCCUCAUCGAGACGGGGGAGGAAGGAGGAGGAGAGGAGGAAUAGAGAGAACUGGGCGCUCCUCAUCGAGACGGAGGGAGGAAGGAGGAGGAGAGGAGGAAUAGAGAGAUGACUAUACCUGGUUUAUUCUGGAACUCUGUCACUCUCUACUAUACCUGGUUUAACCUGGAACUCUGUCACUCUCCACUAUACCUGGUUUAUUCUGGAACUCUGUCACUCUCCACUAUACCUGGUUUAACCUGGAACUCUGUCACUCUCUACUAUACCUGGUUUACCCUGGAACUCUGUCACUCUCCACUAUACCUGGUUUAACCUGGAACUCUGUCACUCUCUACUAUACCUGGUUUAACCUGGAACUCUGUCACUCUCCACUAUACCUGGUUUAACCUGGAACUCUGUCACUCUCCACUAUACCUGGUUUACCCUGGAACUCUGUCACUCUCUACUAUACCUGGUUUAACCUGGAACUCUGUCACUCUCUACUAUACCUGGUUUAACCUGGAACUCUGUCACUCUCCACUAUACCUGGUUUAACCUGGAACUCUGUCACUCUCUACUAUACCUGGUUUAACCUGGAACUCUGUCACUCUCUACUAUACCUGGUUUAACCUGGAACUCUGUC
Messenger RNA from Oncorhynchus keta (chum salmon), 1911 nucleotides. Its product is annotated as cGMP-specific 3',5'-cyclic phosphodiesterase-like. The transcript is spliced from 13 exons. Lineage: Eukaryota; Metazoa; Chordata; Actinopteri; Salmoniformes; Salmonidae. The coding region runs from base 1 to 1401 and encodes 466 amino acids. Gene Ontology annotation, biological process: signal transduction. Gene Ontology annotation, molecular function: 3',5'-cyclic-GMP phosphodiesterase activity. The record is from RefSeq and is a predicted model, not a curated record.